Molecule: messenger RNA, 2342 nt
Organism: Etheostoma spectabile (orangethroat darter)
Lineage: Eukaryota; Metazoa; Chordata; Actinopteri; Perciformes; Percidae
Gene: retsat.2
Product: retinol saturase, tandem duplicate 2
Exons: 11
Coding region: 85-1917 (610 amino acids)
Biological process (GO): retinol metabolic process
Cellular component (GO): endoplasmic reticulum membrane
Molecular function (GO): all-trans-retinol 13,14-reductase activity
Source: RefSeq, a predicted model, not a curated record
CACUUGUCAGUUUUGUAGGCGAUAUUUACGGGUGCAAUGAGGAACUGAACGCACACACUGAACAGAAUUCUCGAUGCUGGCACAAUGUUGAUCAUUGUUGCGACCGUUUGUGUCGCUUUGGUGGUUUUUAUAUUGAAAUAUGUCUUCAGCAGCUCCGGGCCCAAUCCCUUUGAGACAGACACUCGUGAACCGUUGAAAAAGAUGGUUUACGACAGGAAAGAGAGAAAAAAAGUACUGAAGCAAGGUUUCGUGGCCGGUAAAGUACCCGACAACCCGGAUGCCAUCAUCAUCGGCAGUGGGAUCGGUGGACUCGGGCUCGCGGUGCUGCUGGCUAAAGUUGGGAAGAAAGUGCUGGUUCUGGAGCAGCAUGAUCGGGCUGGAGGAUGCUGCCACACGUUCACUGAGAAGGGCUUUGAGUUUGAUGUUGGAAUCCAUUACAUUGGGGACCUGCUAGAACAUAAACCUUUUCGCUGCAUGGUGGACCAAUUGACUAAUGGACAGCUGCAGUGGGAACCUCUGGAGAAUCCGUUCGACCACGUAGUUCUGGGACCUCCAGAAAAUCGCCGCCGGUAUCCCAUCUACAGCGGCAGGACCCGCUUCCCAGAGGAGCUGAAGAAGUGCUUCCCCGGAGAGGAGAAGGCCAUUGAUGAGUACUUGAAGCUGGUCAAGAAAACCGGGCGGGGCGUUUGGAUCCUCGCUCUGCUGAAGCUCUGCCCCGUCUUUGUGGCCAAGUUCCUGAUCUACACCGGUCUGGUUAAACGUCUGUCCUUCUUCGUCAAAAUGGCCCCCCGCAGCCUGACAGAAGUGGUGAACGAACUGACCGAGAACAAGGAACUCAGGGCCGUUUUCACAUACAUCUUUGGCACCUACGGUAACAUGCCAAAAGAGGCCAGUUUUUCGAUGCACAGCUUGCUGGUCACUCACUACCUGAAUGGUGCCUGGUACCCAAAAGGCGGAGCCAGUGAAAUUGCCUACCACAUGAUCCCCAUCAUUGAGAAGGCUGGUGGUGCUGUUCUAGUCCGAGCCCCAGUCAACCGCAUCCUGUUCAAUGACGCCAAGGAAGCGUAUGGUGUGAGCGUCAUGAAAGGCCAAGAGGAAAUUCAUAUCCAUGCCCCUAUGGUCAUCUCUAAUGCUGGGAUCUUCAAUACCUACCAGAAGCUGCUGCCCAAAGAGCUCCAGGCCAUGCCAUCUAUCCAGGAGCAGCUGAGCAUGAUGAAGAACGGUGAAGGUGGCCUGAGUGUUUUUCUGGGUCUGAAUGGAACUAAGGAGGAGCUAGGCCUGAAAGCGGACAACUACUGGAUCUUUUCUGAGAACAAUUUUGAUGAGCUGGUGGAAAACUAUUUGAAUGGAAAGCGGGAAGAGUCUGCUAAAAGUGUACCGCUCCUGUUCGUCGCAUCUCCAUCGGCUAAAGAUCCGACCUGGGAGGAAAGAUCCCCAGGGAAAUCCACCUUGAGUCUGGUCAGCUUCGCCAAAUACGAGUGGUUUGAGGAGUGGAAGGAUGACAAAGUGUCAAACCGAGCGCUUGACUACAAAGAGCUGAAACAGGCAUUCAUUGACUCUGUUCUGGAGGUGGUUAUGGAUGUCUUCCCCAAGAUAACCAGAGACAAGAUUGAGUACGUUGAUGCUGGCACCCCCAUCACAAACACACACUAUAUCGGAGCUGCUAAAGGUGAAAUCUACGGAGCCGAUCAUGGCAUCGCCCGCUUCAGCCCUGAACUCAACGCGACAAUAAGACCUCAGACGCCACUGAAGAACCUCUAUCUCACAGGUCAGGAUGUGUUUCUGUGUGGCUUUGCCGGCGCUCUCGCUGGAGCUCUCACCUGUGGCUCGGUUAUUCUCAACCGCAACCUCCAUCUGGAUGCCAUCGCCUUGGCAAAGAAAACCAAAUCCUUGAAUGCCAAAUUGAAAGGGGAGUAAUUGCCUUUACAACAUUCAGCUGAAUGACCAUUAUACGAUAUACUGUAUCAGCUUACAUCACACUCACAAAAAAACCCUAAAACAACGAGGCUCAGAUUGCCCCCGGAACAGAGACUCCCGGAUUUCAUCUACCAAAUGACUUAUUUUUUUGCUAGAAUAAUGCAGAACGUUUUCCACACCAACACAACCUGUGCUUAUACUUUAAAAUAUGCAUACCUACCUUUUAUUCAGUGUAAGAUGUGGAAUGUUUCCACAGUCAACCUAUACUUAUCAACGCUAACAUGACAUACACUGUUGAUUUUUAAAUGCAAAUGUUGAAAUUCAUAUCCGGCUUGUUUUGAAGUUAACUUUAACUCGUUGCCUGAGGUGUUUGGUUUGCAGUAUGUAACGUGUUUCCUCCCUUUUUAACAUUAAAGGGUACAAAC